AUGUCAGGCGAAGGCCAAGUCGCAGACGCCGGUUCCCUUCCGGUGGAGAAGAGGGAGGAAGGAGCGCAGGUUGGUCACGAGGAGGACGACAGCUUGUCCCCAGAUUCCAGAUUCCCUGUCUCUCCCUCCAACCAGGCCUCACAAAAUGUGGAAGGCGAGGGCCUCGACGACGCUGCCUUGGAUCGAAUGAUGGGUGAAAAGGUCCGCUUCGAGAACGACGUUGAGGAGUUUCUCCGGUCGCUGUACGACGAAGUCUACGACCGCAAUGUGGAUGCGAUUCGUCGUCUGUACGAGGUGGAGUUUCCUGCCCUGACAGAGCGCUACUACGCCGAGCGCCGGUGGCCCUCUGUAGACGAAGUUGGGACCUUCUACCGGCAAUUCGAUCGCUACCACUGCCUCAUCAUCACGCUGUACAAGGAGCUGUACUACCGCCAUUUGUUCCUCAAGUGUCAACAAGAAAUCACCUGGGAGGACCGACGCCUAGCGUGGGAGAACUAUGCGCUCCUCAUCAACUUCCUCGCGGAAGUCGAGUGCCGUCCCGACGACCAGAAGGACGGGAAGUCUCUGCGUUUGCCCCUGCAGUGGCUGUGGGACAUCCUCGACGAAUUCGUCUACCAGUUUCAAGAAGCUUGUCGCUGGAGACAGCGAAUCGCGCGGCGCCUGCCGGAGGACGAGGAGGAGCGCGCCCUGUUCUUGAAGGAGAUGGACAAGGACUGUGACGUGUGGAAGGCGAGUCCGGUGCUCGAGUUUUUGCAUGCACUCGUGCAGCGCUCAGAAGUCCAGGACCUCCUGCGGCAGCCAAAGGACGACGCGACGAAGAACAAGCUGUUUGAGAGCGAAAUUCGCUUCCAACUCGGCUACUUUGCCAUGAUUCUUCUUCUCCGGCUGCACGUGCUCAUGGGCGACUACUUCAUGGGCGUCAAGAGUGUCGAAAGCAUCGAGCUCGCUUCUCGCGGCUUCUACUGGAAAGUCCCUGCUGCCCAUGUCACCCUCUUUUACCACCUGGGCUUCGCGUAUACCAUGAUGCGGCGUUACACGGACGCGAUUCGUGUGAUGAGUCAGCUGUUGGUGUUUGUGUCUCGACAAAGAAGCUACUUGUCGGCUCACUUUUACCAGCAAAUGGCCAUGAACAAGGCCGUCGAUAAAAUGUACAUCCUGGUGAUGCUCUGCGCCUCGCUCUGCAACGUGAAGCUCGACGAAAGCGUCAACCAAAUGAUCAAGGAAAAAUACUCCGACAAAUUCUACAAGCUGCAGCAAGAAAACGACGAAACGUACUGCGACCUGUUCACCUGGGCAUGUCCGAAGUUCAUCAACCCCGCGACGCCGUCGUUUGAGGAUCCUCAGGCGCUGGAGAGAUUCGCGAAUUCCUACAGCGAAGUUCAGCUUCGUCAGUGCAAAAUGUUCUUCAAGGAGGUCGAGUUUCACAAGAAAAUCAGCACGAUCAAUUCCUUCGCGAAGCUCUACAAUAACAUCCAGCUUUCGAAACUCGCGUCGCUCAUGGAACUCUCCGACAAAGACCCUGAAGAUGCCGUCCGCUCCGAAAUUCUUUCUGUCAAGUACAAGGGCCGCCAAAAGGUCUGGCGUUCCGGCUCUCUCCUGAGUGGAGACUUGACUCCGAGUUCCUCGGACAACAGCGUCGAGUUCUACAUGGACCAGGACAUGAUCCACGUUCGAAGCCAACAAUCGCAGAAGGUGUAUGUGGACCAGUUCCUGAAGCAGAUUGAACGUUCUCAGCACCUGUUCAACUCCAUUCAGAACUCUGCUCGUUCUGGUCAACGUGACAACCGCGGGCAGGGCGAACGUGGGGGAAACCAGAACAGCGAGAGAGAAAAGUUUGACCGCUCUCAAGACCGCCGCAACUACGGGGGUCACGCUGGUGCGAGUGAGAUGCCUAAGCGCGAGCAGGCGGCCCUUGCGUAGAAAGAGAGUUCCAGACCCUGAGUGUCUGUACAGUUGUGUCUUCUGUACAACCCAGAGACGUCACGCGCUCUGGGCCUGCACGGGCAACCAUUGCAGAGAUUGUGAAUGAGGGAAGGAAAGCCCGAAGGUGUUGUCUUAAAGGCUGCCGACAACGGGGGCACAACAGUGAAGCAGAGGGGAGAGAAACUUAUCGCUGAGACGCCACACAGAAAAAGCAGAGUGAUUGCAGCAGAGGAACAGAAGGGACACGGCGUUUCAGCAGUUGAAAACCACACCAACCUUCGCAGAGAAAAACGAAAAGAAAAGGGGGAGGCUGCAAGGCAACACUACCGCCGGAGCGAAACGCACCACACAGAGAGACGUACAGAAGAGAAAUGAGCGAACAAGGAUUUGCGUUGCCGCAAUAGGAUUUUAUACGGUUUCACGGAAGACCGCGUGUAUUUCGAGAAACCCGCCGGAGACACCACGCCGUUGUCGAGUGUUUCAAUUUUGCGUCGUCGACUUCUUCUGGCUCUGUGUUUGGUGGCCUUCACGUAAUCGUAAUUUUCGCAGCCAGAAUGGCAUUCUCGGUUGCCUCUGUUUUUCGCAGUUGCCGAACCUAGUGUGCAUGUUUUUUUCUUGGUGGUGGCAACGGUGGGCAGGCAAACGAGAGUUCGUGGAUUGACCUGCCUUGAGAGAAAAACAGUUUCUCUCGCUUAAGCGAGUGUACCUG
Molecule: messenger RNA, 2632 nt
Organism: Toxoplasma gondii ME49
Lineage: Eukaryota; Apicomplexa; Conoidasida; Eucoccidiorida; Sarcocystidae
Product: eukaryotic translation initiation factor 3 subunit 6 interacting protein
Exons: 8
Coding region: 1-1920 (639 amino acids)
Biological process (GO): translational initiation
Cellular component (GO): cytoplasm; eukaryotic translation initiation factor 3 complex
Molecular function (GO): translation initiation factor activity
Source: RefSeq, a predicted model, not a curated record